This is a messenger RNA of Terrapene triunguis (Three-toed box turtle), 5636 nucleotides long. Its product is annotated as regulatory solute carrier protein family 1 member 1-like. Gene Ontology annotation, molecular function: aspartic-type endopeptidase activity. The coding region runs from base 1 to 2793 and encodes 930 amino acids. The transcript has 8 exons. Gene Ontology annotation, biological process: proteolysis. NCBI's taxonomy places the organism in Eukaryota, Metazoa, Chordata, Testudines, Emydidae. The record is from RefSeq and is a predicted model, not a curated record.
AUGGACAAGAAGAGGAAAGAUUGGUACUGGCACUGUCAGAUUGUCUAUGCAGAGAGGCCUCUAACUGACAACCACAGAUCAUUGGCCUCAUAUGGCUUGAAAGAUGGGGAUGUGGUGAUUUUACGGCAAAAGGAGAAUGCAGAGCCACGGCCUCCAGUCCAGUUUCCAGGUCUGCCCAGGAUAGACUUCAGCAGCAUUACGGUGCCUGGGACGUCCGCUCAGCUGCAGCAGCAGCAACCAGCGCAGCAUCCUCGCCCAUCGCCUCCGGAGACACCUUCAUCCCCUCAGGGCUUGGACAAUCCAGCACUGUUACGGGACAUGUUGCUUGCCAAUCCCCACGAGCUGUCCCUGCUGAAAGAACGCAAUCCACCCCUGGCCGAGGCGCUGCUCAGUGGAGACCUUGAGAAAUUUACCAGGGUGCUGGUGGAGCAGCAACAGGACCGAGCCCGCCGGGAGCAGGAGAGAAUCCGUCUGUUUUCAGCUGACCCUUUUGAUCUUGAGGCUCAGGCAAAGAUAGAAGAGGACAUAAGGUACUGUCAGACUCAGGUUCAGAUUGAAGGGGAUUUUCUGCCGUGUUCUUUCUCUAUCCUCGAAGAACAGCCCAUGGAUAUGCUUCUAGGACUGGAUAUGCUUAAGAGACAUCAGUGUUCCAUUGAUCUCAAAAAGAACGUACUAGUGAUUGGUACCACGGGAUCUCAGACAACUUUCCUUCCAGAAGGGGAGCUCCCAGAGUGUGCAAGACUGGCAUAUGGGCCAGGGCGGGAGGACAUGCGGCCGGAGGAGAUUGCAGACCAAGAACUGGCAGAAGCUCUACAGAAAUCUGUAGAGGAAGCAGAGAAUAGUGAUAAAGAAACUACCUCACUGGAAAUGCCAUCUUUACCAUCUUCUGAUGGAUUUAAGAGUCCAGUCCAUUCUUCAGGACUAAGUUCCAAGGUCUGUAAUCCCACAAAUCAAUUACUUGAUCACUCCGUCUCCGCCCCUGCUUCAAUUUGCUCACACAAAUCUAGUCUAGCAGAGAGAGAUCCUACAGCUGUGAAGUCUUUGGAGUCACCAGCUGAAUGUCAGCUAGCUCCAGACCCUCUUCUGUUACAAAAUCUUUCUGAUCAUGCUGCUCGUUCAGCACAGAAUGACCAUGCUAUCCAGACUGGAGCAGUAGCCUGUCAUAGUCCAACUAUACCUUCACAGAACACACUUGAAAAAACAGUCGCCGCUGACCAUCCAAUGAAAUAUAAUAUUAAAGAACAAGCCCAUGGUCUGGAAUCUCCUAUGGAAGUGACAAGAGAAGGCAGUUUGGCUGACACCACCAGCAAGCAUGGGCAGCAAGCAGUUCUAGAUGUACCAUUGCCUUCAGAACAGCUGGAACUGAACCAAAUGAAUGAGUUUCCUUUGGAUCUUCAGACACACAAAGAACCAGUGAGUGAACAAUGUCUGGAUAAACAGAAUGAACCAACUGAGCCAGAACAUCCUUGUAAUGUCAGUGCCCUUGAGUUACCUGCUGUGGGGGAGCAAGGCCUUACGAACAUCCAGCCAGACUCACCCAUUGACUCUCUUACUGAGAGAAGAAAAAGUGGGCUGAAGAAUAUAGAGCUUUCGUGUGGGAAAGAAAAUAUCCCAGUGUCAGCAUCCUGUGGCUGUACAUGUACCGAAAUCUUCAUGGAAACAGAUGUAGCUGAGCAGUCUGUCAUCACAGUGCAUAGCUUGCCAAGCAAACAGAACGCUCAAGCGAAGAAUAUUGGUGGAUCUGUUCUGAACUUAGAUUGUUCUUUGAUGCAGGUGGAGUCAUCAAAGCAUGACCCCUCUGUGUCUGUAUUUUCGAGUAACCCGGUUUCCACUAGUGAUUUACUGCAGCCUGAAACCAACGUUGAAAUGACUGCAGUAUGUACUGAGUUACCUAAUUUAUCAGCUGAAAAUAGCUCUUCCUCCUCUGACAUUCGUCAGCUGAACGGUGAUACAGCAGCAUCCACUGAAGAGCCAAGUUUAUCUUUAACAGCAGCGUUGAAGGAGCUUCAUGAACUUUUGGUUAUAAAUAGUAAAGGAGAUUCUGUCAUUUUUAUGUCUGAAGAAGACACAGGUCAGCCAGAAACUGUUCUUGAAGAGCAAAUGGAAUGCAAGGAGCUUUCUGAUGAUGAACAUGAAAGUGUGGGUCCAGAGAGUGGGGAUCUAAAUAGUUCUUUUCAUAUGGUGAUGCCUGAACAUGUGAACCCUGAGGGGCUAGCAGGGGCACCAUCUUAUGCUAUGGGAAUAGAAAAUGCUAGCAUCAAGGUUUUAACUAGCAGCCAGUCAACUGUUGAAAAAGAUGCUCUAGAGAUACAGAAGUCAUCAAGUAAGAGUGAUUCUGUCAUUCUGAGCUCAGUUGCAACAUUUGAUCAACUACAGAGUACUGAGCAGGCAGAAAUUUUACCUGAAUGUUUAGUAAAUGACCGAGUUCCAGCCAGUCAGACUUUAGAGCUGAAUAGAUCACGUUCACCUGAGCUCACGGUGGAGGAUGAUGUUCCUCGGGAUGCUCAGAGCCUGUUAACAGAAGUGUCUGAAAUAAGUGACAGUUCCUCGAAUCCUGAAGAUCCAAGGCCACCAUAUGGACUUGUUGAGCCAUUGCUCUGCCCACCAAUCAGCAAUCUGGAACUGCGCUCCAGAGCUGCUCCGCUGCCUGUUUUCCCUGCAGCAGACAUUAAUCAGAUUCUGCGCGCUGGCUUUACCAUGCGGGAAGCUCUUGAAGCUUUGGAGCAAGCUGGUGGAAAUGCAAACCUUGCUCUUCUCUUUUUAUUAGCCAAGAAUAUUGUAGUUCCUACGUGACCAUGGAAAAGAUGGCCUGGCUGCUCCAUCCUCCUUUUAAAGAACGUAUCUAAAUUAUAUAGAAUAACCUGCAAGCUGAAUGUUGUCAGAUUUUAAAAAAAAAAUUAUUUUCAGCCAAAGUAAUUUAUGAUCUCUUCUGUGUGUUUCGCGCGUUAAAAUUGGGCCUUUUAAAAGAAAAGUCUUGGCAUUGUGUAAACACAUUAGCUUUGAAUUUUCCUUGAGAUGGUGCAUACUGGAAUAAAAUUGUUUUUAUUUAAUAGUAUGGUUUUAGAAUGAGCUCCGAUAUUAUGAAUUAAAAAGCAGAAGCCAUUGAGAAAACCACCACCCUGUUCAGCAAAAAGCAGAUUGUGAAAUGAACUGAAUGUGCAUGUACGUGCAUCCCCAAGGCAGUGCAGAGCAUGUGCUGUUAUAGGAGACGCGCACACAAGCUAGGAAUUCAGUAUGGUACAAACUGAAACAAAGUUUGUUAAAUUAAGCUGUUUGGAAUUGUACCAGUCAUCACUCUACUGUGCUUUAUAAUCUGAUGCUGAUGAAGAAUUGUAGCGGCUACUAGAGGUAUGUCAGUGCCCACAGGGCUCCAGAUCCAAAAAAGUUUUGCAGGGAUGUUCAAAGCUCGCACCUUUUUGUGCGUUGAAAGCUGAUGCCUAGGUUGCCAAAAUGUAGUAUGCUAUUGGGCCAGCGUGUUAAAGUUUACAUAGUGGGGCAGGGGGAGGAGGGAGAUAAAAUUUGGUGCUACCAAAAAUAAGAGACAAGGCAAAUGAUCUGAAGAUAUCCUGGUGUUAAUCUUUUAUUUCAUUUCCCCAGUGAAGGGUAUUUUACCCCUUUAUAGAUUUGCCCAUAUCUUCCUCCACAGAGAAGGGAGGGGUGGGGGGGAAGCCUUCUUAAGCAGAUACCUUUUAAUUUGUUUUGUUAAACAAUUUCAUUAAUUGCAUCUGUUGCUAUGGCUCUUUUCUCCUUUUGCCCCAGUCCCCUACAAAGGCCUAUCCUGUAACUGUUCAGAGAACGAAUUCUCUACGCGCUGAGUAGGGACAUAGAAUUAAAGGGCUGAAGACAUUUGCUUUGCACUCGUUUAUCUCAAUGCUUGGGGGUGAUCAACCUCUCAGCCCUUUUUAAAAUGAACACUCCAAGGCUAUGAUCUUCACUGUAGAAAUCUUCACUGCAAAAACUCUCCGUGGAUCGCAGUGUAGUACCAUGUGAUAGAUGAAGUCUCUCCACAUAAAGCACCUUGAAACUAGGGCACUGAUCUGGCUUCUGUAUUACAACCAUUGAAGCCUUUCAGGAGGUUCCCAUCAAGAACUGUCUUUUUAGGAUCCACAGAGACUGUGCUCAGGAAAGCCUGGUUCCAGGGAAUCAGGUGCUUUCCUGGGGAUGAACUACUCUUUCUCCUGCUUUACGGAGGUUCAUGACACGAUUGAGGAGGGGAAGAGGGAAAAGCAUGAUAAAAUGUGAUACAAAUUGUGGGUAGAAACCUUAAGCCGGUCCCUUUUGCAAAUCUCUGAAGUGGCUUCACCUAAAAUGUAAUCUCUGACUUCCUGCUUCAGACAAAUAAACUGAAGUCGUGAGUCCACAGUGACUGACGAUCCAUUUUCUCAACACAUUAUGUACGUUGGGUUUGUCUGGGGCUCAGAACUUGUCCCUAUUUUUUCUUGCUUAGAAUAUUUGCAUAUGUGCAUUUGGGGGCUUUCAGGGGAGUGAUAUAUAAACCGCAUACAUUCAAUCGGAUAUAUAGACUUGUGCGAGUCCCUGAUGGCAGAGAGGGAUAACUUGGGGUUUUUUGUGUGUUUUUUUUCAGUGCGUAAUGUAGUCAAGGACAGCUUUGAGGAGUCCUGUGAACACCCAAUAGAGCUUUCACAGGAAUUGUGACUAUAGAACUGAACCUAGGAAACAUCAGAUGAUUUAUUUUAAACCCUGCUCAAGGCUUCUUGAGGAAAUACUGGUGUUUCAGGAUUUUUACCAAGCACUAAAGCCUUGAUAAGCAGGUGGUGGCAGUAAGCACCUUAUGAAGUAUUCUACAGUGAGCAGUACCCCUGUGGUAAGCUGUAGUGUCUUGGGUCAUUAUUGUAGAACUGACUUAUAAGAGCCCUUUCUAAAGGGCCUUUGGAAAUUAGAUGUACUCUCCUAUCCUAGAACAUCUCUGGUCAAAUGGAACUGCUGUAGGAAUUUUUGAGGGGAAGUUCUAUGGCCAGUGUCAUACAGGAGGUUAGACCAGAUGAUCAUAAUGGUCCCUUCUGGCCUUGGAAUCUAUGAAGCGAUCCCAAUUUGCCUCUGCUUCAGCUCCCUGCAAACAGUAGCUAGUAGUAAAGCGCCUUUCUUUCCCAUCUAGACUGUUCUCAAUCCAAACAGCCAGGCUCUGCUCCUAGGUAUGCUCUUGCAGCACCAUGGACUUCAGUGGGAUCUUCUUGGAGAAGAUGCUUGGCUGGUAUAAUCGGUCAUCGCUCAGGUGAAGACACCAGCUGAGGGUCUGCCCUUUUGUGUAUAUGUAAGAUCUGAACUUGCUGCCCUUAGCACACAGUUUGAUUUACAGCCUGCUGUUUAAAACACCAGAUAUUAGUCAUCCGAUGUUACAAUACCCGUGUCAGAUUUGUGUGUUAAUUUUUUUACAAGCAGUUGCUAAUAGCUAAAUGGAAGUAUGGCUGCUUUGCACCAGACCGGUUGAAGGUUCUAGUUUUAUGGCCAUAGUUAGUUACAGAUUGCACCUGCACAAUUUAUGCUAAUAAAACGUUAGCGCAUCCGCCAGUUGGCUUUGAUCAUUUUAUUUUUUUUUCUGGCAUAUACUAUCGUUUUUAAAUUUUUAUGUUUUUGAACUCUGCCCGUGCUUUACAGAAAAUAAACGCAAAUCAGUA